Mugil cephalus (flathead mullet) is the source of this 472-nucleotide messenger RNA. RefSeq names its product dpy-30 histone methyltransferase complex regulatory subunit (gene dpy30). Gene Ontology annotation, cellular component: Set1C/COMPASS complex. NCBI's taxonomy places the organism in Eukaryota, Metazoa, Chordata, Actinopteri, Mugiliformes, Mugilidae. The transcript has 5 exons. Bases 61 to 375 code for a protein of 104 amino acids. The record is from RefSeq and is a predicted model, not a curated record.
UAUAUUUUGUACGUAGCGUCGAUUUACGCUGGAUAUCUUACGUAAACGUCCACAACAAACAUGGCGGACGAUCACACAGACGCCGACCAGUCGAUGGAAGGACACACACCGGUGUCUGAAAACCCUCAUGCGGAGUACGGAUUAACGGACAACAUCCAGAGGACGGUGGAGAACGAGAAGGCGAGUGGAGAUAAGAUGUCUAAGCAGAAGGUGGACCUGCAGGCGCUGCCCACCAGAGCGUAUCUGGACCAGACCGUGGUUCCCAUCCUGCUGCAGGGCCUGUCGGUGCUCGCCAAGGAGAGACCUCCGAACCCCAUUGAGUAUUUGGCUGCGUUCCUGGUCAAGAACAAAUCUCAGUUUGAAGAAAGAAAUUGAAGCAGAAACUCGUCUCCCGUGUUUGUUAAUGGACUGUUAGUUUGUUUUUUUGUUUUGUUUUUUUUAAACCCACAUUAAACAUGAUGUUAUAGAGGAA